GGCAGUUCAGAUGGAAAGAGACAGCCAGUGGAACAUUGACAGACCUGUAGAAUCUUCAGCACCACCGCAGCUAGGCAACGCAUCUAAAUAGAACGCCAUCAGAAGGUCUGCUUUCAUCCUGCCUGGCCAACACAGGACACAGCAAAGACCUUCCCAUAAAAGCCUGGUUUACUGAUACUGCAAGUGUGUUCUGGACUCAGUAUUAUUAACCCCAACAAGAAGAGGACAUCACACUCAUAUGGACUAGGUAACUUCCUUUAUUCAAUCUGUGGAGAGAAGACCCAGGCUGUCCAUCCCAGUGAUCAGCCAUCUCCAGCCAUAUCUCCCCCAUAGGGAGGUGUGUGUGUGGAAAGCAUUGCACUGACAGCAGAGGCAAUGCUGGCAAGUUAGAAGCCAAAGCCCCCCCUCCCUGUCCUCCUUUGGUUUAUUUUGGACGAAUCUGCACUUUCAUCACUGACUGAGCUACCUCAGAUCCCAGGGAAACCACUGAUCAGUGUCAGGCUUGUUUUCCUCCUUUCACUCCUGCUACCUUCCCUCUCCUUGGCUGGGAACCUCCUUCAUCUCAGAAGCUGUGCUGGCUCCUGGCUGCCUGUGGCUCAUUUGAGACUAUAAGGAAGAGAUUUUAUUUUUUGAUAUUAUUAGAAUCAUUAUUCUUUUUGUUUGUUUAGUUCUGUUGUUGCUACUAGUGUUUGGCUUCUUUCGCCAGGAUCCUUUUCCAGCUUCCAAAAUAUCCUCUAACCAAAGACAAUGGUACACUGUGCUGGAUGCGAGAGGCCCAUUUUGGACCGUUUCUUGUUGAAUGUACUGGACAGGGCUUGGCAUGUGAAGUGUGUUCAGUGCUGUGAAUGUAAAUGCAACUUGACAGAGAAAUGCUUCUCCAGAGAAGGCAAGCUUUACUGCAAAAACGAUUUUUUCAGACGUUUUGGUACCAAGUGUGCAGGCUGUGCCCAGGGCAUCUCUCCCAGUGACCUGGUGAGGAGGGCACGAAAUAAAGUGUUUCACUUGAACUGUUUCACGUGCAUGAUGUGCAACAAACAACUCUCCACUGGAGAGGAACUUUAUAUCAUUGACGAGAACAAGUUUGUCUGUAAAGAAGAUUAUCUAAAUAACAAUACUGCCAAAGAACACAGUCUUCUCUCAGUAACAGGCAGUGACCCCAGUUUAUCUCCUGACUCUCAAGACCCAUCUCAAGACGACGCAAAGGACUCUGAAAGCGCUAACAUCUCAGAUAAGGAGGUUGGGAUUAACGAGAACGAUGACCAGAACCUGGGAGCCAAGAGGAGAGGACCCAGGACUACUAUCAAAGCCAAACAGCUGGAGACUCUGAAAGCUGCCUUUGCUGCAACCCCUAAGCCCACCAGGCACAUAAGAGAACAGCUGGCACAGGAGACUGGCCUCAACAUGCGAGUGAUACAGGUCUGGUUUCAAAACCGACGCUCCAAAGAAAGGCGCAUGAAGCAGCUGAGUGCGUUGGGAGCCCGCCGGCAUGCCUUCUUCAGGAGUCCCCGCAGGAUGAGACCUCUUGUGGACAGACUGGAGCCAGGAGAGCUCAUCCCCAAUGGACCCUUUUCAUUCUAUGGAGAUUACCAGAGCGAAUAUUAUGGCCCAGGAAGCAAUUAUGACUUUUUCCCACAAGGACCACCUUCAUCUCAAGCCCAGACUCCUGUAGAUCUUCCAUUUGUACCUUCUUCUGGGCCAGCAGGGACCCCUCUUGGUGGAAUGGACCACCCAUUACCUGGUCAUCACCCUUCCAGUGACGCUCAGCGUUUCUCUGACAUCAUGUCCCACCCACCAGGAGACUCUCCAAGCCCAGAGCCCAACCUACCAGGUUCCAUGCACUCUAUGUCUGCAGAAGUCUUUGGUCAAAGUCCCCCCUUUUCAUCUCUAUCGGUCAAUGGAGGUGCACCGUACGCCAAUCAUUUGUCACAUCCACCAGAAAUGAACGAAACGACCGUAUGGUAGUCUUAUUUUUCUUUUUUUGUUUUUUGUUUUAUGUUUUUUUUUUUUUUUUUAUACAAACACAAAAAAAAAAAAAUCCAACAACAACCAAACUAGACAGACUGGAGUAGUCAAUUUAUCAUUCAUAGUUCUUUCUUGAUAAGUUGUGGUGUACAGAACUGGUAAUUAUUAAUUUUAUUGUCCACCCCCCACCCCACCCC
Molecule: messenger RNA, 2159 nt
Organism: Pelobates fuscus (common spadefoot toad)
Lineage: Eukaryota; Metazoa; Chordata; Amphibia; Anura; Pelobatidae
Gene: LHX1
Product: LIM homeobox 1
Exons: 5
Coding region: 748-1962 (404 amino acids)
Biological process (GO): neuron differentiation; regulation of transcription by RNA polymerase II
Cellular component (GO): nucleus
Molecular function (GO): RNA polymerase II transcription regulatory region sequence-specific DNA binding; zinc ion binding; DNA-binding transcription factor activity, RNA polymerase II-specific
Source: RefSeq, a predicted model, not a curated record